AUGAUGCGGCGCGGUUCAAUGGCGAUGAUUGGCGGGGGGGAACCCUUGAUCGUAGUGGAGGAGAGCGGGGCGGAGGAUACGGACUCGUCUCCCAGGUCUUCGGCGCCGAUUCGCGGUCUUUCUGUGGAUACGGAGUCACCACCAGAUCCAUACCAUCUCUCACCGUGGCGCGAAACGCGUAAACACUCGUUGCCUACACCAUCCUGCACUACUGGACCUACUGCUAGCCAGGUUCGUCGCCUUUCCGAGCGAGGUGAGGGUGCCGCACGAGAAGCUCGUGAGGCAGCGUUCUUGGCUACACUGAGCCAAGCACCACCGCAGCCAGGCGGUCGAAGACAUUCCGUAGUGACAAUAUCCCGAGUGCCGCAGGCGCUGUUCGGACGGGGCCGCCGCGAAUCUAUCGCUGCAUUCCCAGCACUCUCUCGCCGUAGGGAUUCUGGGGUGUCAUUCGCAGGUCCGCCAGCAACAGACACAUUGGGCAGCACCCACAACUUACAGCUUGACAUAAUGGAUGACAUAGUACAAGCGCGCAAAGUUCGCAUGCGCCUUUGGAACACCUCAAAUGAACGAGUCUGCGAGGUCCAGCCCAUUGACCAGCGCUCACCAAUGAGUGGUUCCGUUAGAUACACAAACCGAGGACGCAGACAUUCUGAUUUCGUUGGUGCUCCAUUGCCACCAAUCCCAGCCCGUCGGCGAGCCUCAGAGAUGCCUCCACCACCACCAAUACCACCGCGUGCAAAUGCCGGCGUCGUCUGUACUGAUACAGAUCUCCAUCUUAUGCUCAAUGCGCUUACUUCUUCUGCUACUGAAAUAGACCGUUGCGGAAAACCAGAACGAACUCGACGUCUCGCUGAUAUGAGGUCAAGCAGUUUUGAUACCUCCACACUUAGGGAAAAACCUGCAGAGUCUGGCACCACCUGGUUUACUCGUAGGCACCAAACGUUAGAGACAAAGAAAAAAGAAAAUGAACCACCAAAAAAGAACAAAGUUGCAUUUGCACCAGAUUCAAAACCAGCUCCUGGUGACGUUGCAGCCGUAGUCUGGGAUAAACCCUCAGGAUCUGUCGUGGAUGCUAGUGCACUGGGUAGUGCCAUAGAAGUAUUUCUAAGGAAGAGUUCAGCUGUGGACCCAGUAGCGUCCACUUCUGGCACAGUUGCAUCAAAAGAAUUGCCAGCUAAGAGCAAUGAGACUCGAGUUAAGCCAAGAGACAUUCCAGGAGGAAGCCGGCCUGUGCAGCGCCCUGAAGGAGAGCGUUGGUACACCAAUAGGCCAGAGGAGGAGGAAACGUCGGAGAGCUGUGACGCAACUCUCUGCACGUCACUAAAGGACCUUUUCGUGUAG
Molecule: messenger RNA, 1341 nt
Organism: Arctia plantaginis
Lineage: Eukaryota; Metazoa; Arthropoda; Insecta; Lepidoptera; Erebidae
Source: the annotation of a GenBank genome assembly